Molecule: messenger RNA, 1995 nt
Organism: Schistosoma intercalatum
Lineage: Eukaryota; Metazoa; Platyhelminthes; Trematoda; Strigeidida; Schistosomatidae
Source: the annotation of a GenBank genome assembly
GUUUCUGCUAUCGACCGCUAUGAACCGUUUUCGCCAAUCAGAAACAAAUAUACUGGUGUAACUGUCGUUGACCUAAUUUUAGUGAACAAUGCUGUCAUUUCGUUAAUUUCACCAUAACAGAUUCUAAUGUCUCAUCAUUCAUUCGGUUCUGGAAAUAGCCUGUACAGACUGGAUAGUGUGUUCAAUGAACGGGCGGGACCGAGGAUGCCAGGGACACAGAUUGAACGACGGUAUCGUCACCCUGUUGUUCCGAUUUUAUCAACAGAUGCUCCACACUAUGCUCAAGCAUCACAACUAUAUCCAAUGAGAAGUUCUUCGGAGCGUGAUAAUGUUUACUGGUACAAACCCGGGUCUCUUGGACGAUCAUCUCAGGGGAGUAGCUCAAGCACUAUUGGUCAGUCGAUUGUAAUACCAGUUGUUCAUUUAGGUGCCUCUAGAGGAUCCAUUGCAUCAAGUUCAUACACAAUGGCUUCUCAUUCUUCUGAAAAUCUAGAUAACACACCAAAUGCUCUGCAAACUGAUAAUAGCGAAAGUACUAAAUCUACAUUUAGAACUUCAUCAGUCCUUACUACUGGUAAUCGGCCAAUAAAUCGACCUGCACCACCACUUUCAGAUCCUGAAGCUGAAGUCGAUGCUUUAACAAAUCUCUUAAUGCAAAGCAUGGAGACUCGGUCGUCUGUAUCUUCAGUUGGAGCUGGUGGGACAUUAACUUCUGGGCCAGACGCAGUCAAUUCUUCUCCAGCUGGGAGUUUACGGCGUGGGAGUGGUCUCAACUCUCAGUUUGGACGUUUGCAACAGCACUCAGGCCUUACUUCCACUGCUGGAGGGAAUGUGAAUGGUGGUCGAGGUAGUCCAUUGGCAACAGCGGUCACUUCUGCUUCAACAACUGGGAGCUCAUCAACAAACUCUCCCACUGAAUCAGCUUCUAGUAUGUGUAUUCCUAAUGAUACUGCCAGCGCAAUGACCAAUGCAACUGCGGGUCAAAACAUAUGUUUUCGAUGUCGUCGUUCACUUGUCCCACCGGAAGGUAGCACACUUAGUGGCAGUUUAGCUUCGACAAACAAUGUUGUGACUCUAACAGGCGCUUUAGGUGUAAAACUUCAUGUGGCUUGUUUUACAUGUUAUCGUUGUGCUGCUCCGCUGAAGUCAGAUGCAUACUACCACAAUCUAAGACGUUUGUUAUGCCCGGCCUGUGUACGUGACGGGGGUGUUGAGGCAUGUUCAAACUGUCAUAGACCCAUAGGUGAUAGAGUAGUUCACGCUCUUGGGAUGCCCUAUCAUCCCAACUGCUUCGUCUGUGUAGUAUGCGCAGGUAGACUAGAUUCUAGACCUUUUACCAUUGAUGUUCAUGGUCGACUACACUGUCUUACUGAUUUUCAUAAACGCUACGCACCAAGAUGUGCGUCAUGUGGAAGGCCGAUAGUACCAGAUGCUGGAUGUCAAGAAGCACGUCGUGUUGUCUCAGGAAACUCAAACUACCAUUUAGAAUGUUUCGGAGUUCAGACACUACCUCAAAGCUUAAAUCUAAAGUCAACAGCAUUUAAGGUUAGCGGUAGUAUUGCCAGUUAGUAAUAUUACAGCCUGGAGAAUAUUCGUCGACGUUGCCGGAGAUAACCUGGAACUUUUAUUCUGAGAUCUACAUGAACAGAACUUGAAACAACUUUUUGGCUUAACAUUAGAAGCAGUAUCACACAAUACACCAUGAAAAUAAACUUGGAUUCCCCACAUAACUUAUCACUUUAUACCAACUUCAUACCUUAUUCUGAUGACUGUUUUUCGACGACGGUUUCAUUUACUGUCUGAUACUUCUUUUCAGCGUUUACAAUUUGUUCCAAUUUCCCUUCUCUAUUCAGUAAAUCCCUUCCUGUAGGUAUAGUCACUAACUAACAACAAUAUUCCUUUACUUUUUUAUGAAUUGUAUACAAUAACUUCUACUUUUGGUUGUGUUUUACCUGUUUGUGAGAACGUCAACAUAUAAAUGUCUUGAUACACUGA